UCCGAGUGACCCAGUUCUACGACAAGACAACCAACGAGCUUUCAGAAUGUCUGGUCUCACCAAAGCCAAACAGUACGACUGGAAAGAUUCGAACCUGGCCCUCUUUGGAUCAGACUUGGAAAGACAAGUGAAAAAGGAGUCGGCGCAGACAGAACCAGCGUGGAAGAAUGCCGGGCAGAAAGUGGGGCUACAGAUAUGGAGAAUUGUGACUCCUGGAGGGCGGGGCAGAGAGCGGGUUCCGACAGGUCAAGCCGGAGGAGUAUGUCCCACGUCUGCUGCACUUCCACGGGGACAGGUCUGGGGUGACCGUCAAGCAGGACGUGUUUAUCUUGGACACCAAGCUAGAAGUGUUUGUCUGGAUUGGCAAAAAGACCUCGCACAACGAGAAGAAGAACGCCAUGGCCUACGCUCAUAAAUACCUGCAGGAGUCGGACCACCCCCUGGUGUCGGUCAGUUGUCUCCCGGAGGGCCGAGUGGUCAAGGCCUUCGAGUCUGCCCUGGCCGCCUAACUCUCUACAGGGGGAGACAGAUCAGUGGAGAUGUAGCAGUGGACAGGGAACCAUCUCGUUGGAAGAAAAGACCCCCCCCCCUUCCAAAAAAACCCCAACAACAACCCAUCUUGCUAAAUGAUGAAUCAUCUGACUUAAGGGAAAUACAUCUCCUAUGACAAUGUCUUAGAAAGAGAAAAGACACUAAAUAUUUUACAUCUGACUCAAAAGAAAUACUUCUGAUAUGGCAACAUCUCAGAAAGAUAAAACAUCUAACUUAAAGGAAA
Messenger RNA from Aplysia californica (California sea hare), 775 nucleotides. Its product is annotated as gelsolin-like protein 2. The record is from RefSeq and is a predicted model, not a curated record. Gene Ontology annotation, molecular function: actin filament binding. NCBI's taxonomy places the organism in Eukaryota, Metazoa, Mollusca, Gastropoda, Aplysiida, Aplysiidae.